This is a messenger RNA of Aphidius gifuensis, 4402 nucleotides long. RefSeq lists its product as uncharacterized. Gene Ontology annotation, cellular component: signaling receptor complex; axon; membrane. The coding region runs from base 548 to 4300 and encodes 1250 amino acids. The transcript is spliced from 15 exons. The record is from RefSeq and is a predicted model, not a curated record. Gene Ontology annotation, molecular function: ATP binding; transmembrane receptor protein tyrosine kinase activity; calcium ion binding. Gene Ontology annotation, biological process: multicellular organism development; homophilic cell-cell adhesion; cell surface receptor protein tyrosine kinase signaling pathway. Lineage: Eukaryota; Metazoa; Arthropoda; Insecta; Hymenoptera; Braconidae.
UUUGUAGUUGGUGUUGUUGAAGAUAGUAACAUCAAUAUAAUACUGGAAUACGCUUGUUUAAAUUAUUUUUUUUUCAUUAAACUUUCCCUCAAUUAUUGUAUUUUUUAUAAAAACAUUUGAAAAAAAUAAUUCCAAGUUUUCAAUUUUUGAGUUAAUUUAAAAAAUUGUUUAUUUUUUUUUUUUAUAAAAACUGUUAUUGUGCAAAAAAAAAAAUACUAUACAGUUUUAAAAAAAUAUUUAAUUUAUUAUUUAUCAAUUGAAGAAUAUAAUUUUUUUAUUUUUGUUAUUUAAUUUAUUGUUAUAUUUGUUUAAAUUAUUUAAUAAUCAUUGUUAUCAUCAUUAGUCAAAUUGAAUAUUUAUAGUUCAAAGAUCAGAUCGCAUCGUCAAUAAGGUCGACAACGAUUCAAUUAUUUUAUGAAUAAAUAAUAUUUAAAAUUUGCAUUUGUAUCGACAAACAAAAAAAUAAAAAGUUCAGUGACUCGUAAUUUAUUUACACAAAACAAAUAUAUAUUGCAAUUUUUCUAUUGUAUAUAAAGUAAUAAAUAAAAUGAUACAAUUACGAGUCCAGAUGUACCUUGUGUUUACACUUGCAAUAACAUCUGCAUCAGGUAUAUAUUUUUCACAAUCUGAUCUAACAGUAAGACUUCCUUAUUGGAAAAAUAAUAAUGCUAAUAAAAAUUGGAAUAAUUUAUCAAUAUUUAUUCCAAAAAUAUUAAACGACACGUCUGUUGUUUCAAUAAAUUUAACAUAUAAAAUUGUUUCAACAAGUGAUGAGGAUUUGGUGACUAUUGAUAAGCAUACCGGUGAAAUUAUUAUCAAUUAUAUAUCAAAAAAUGAAACAAAAUUGAUCAUUCAAGCAAAUCAAAUUAAUGACAAAAAAAAUACAGCAACAAUGGAAUUAAAUAUUCAAAAAAUUUUAAUUGAUAAUAAUUGUGAUGAUUUAACAAGAGAUUUAUGUUUUUGGAAAAAUUCUAAAUACAAAAUAUAUGAAAAUCAGAAUGAAAAUUUAUUGGGAAAUAUUGGUUCUCAUGUAUACAAAACACUUUGUCCAAAUUACAAAGUAACUCAUUAUGAAUUAUUAAAUGCAACUGAUUAUUUUUAUAUAUUAAAUAAUGGUGAAUUUUAUGCAAAUGCAAUGCUUGAUAGAGAUUCACAAUAUCCAGGACCAAAUAUUGAUAUAGAAAUAAGAUGUCUUGUUUAUGAUGAAACAACUGGUCAACAAUUUAUUCAUCAAAAUAAUAUUAAUGUUGAUAUUCUUGAUAUUGAUGAUAAUCCACCAAUUGCACAAACAAACACAACAAUAACAAUACAUUUAAAAGAUUUUACAACUGGAGAUAGACUAGAUGACAAUGAAUUAAUAUUAAAAGAUGCUGAUUCAACAUCAAGUAAUGUUUAUAAUGUUAAAAUACUUGAAGAUGUUGAUGAUGCAUUGGACAUAACAUUUAGCACAAUGGCUGUUGAACAUUCAAUCAUUACAGAGCCACCAUCAACAUUAAUAUUUGCAAGAAUUUAUUCAAAGACAACAUUACUUCCAAAAUCACCAUACAAAGUUAUACUUCAAGCGACUGAUGAAACUCUCGCUCCCGGAAAAGGUGAAAAAACGGUAAAUAUUACAUUGUUAUUUGUGGGACCACAACAUCACCAAACAACGACAACAAUUAAAUCAUUGACUUCUAAAAAAACAGCUGUAUUAUUUAAUAAUUAUAAUAUUUAUUUAUCAAAAUUUGCAUCAAAGUUAUAUAGAGUUACACAGCCAGAUAUAAAUUCUCAUUUAAAUCCAGUAUUUAAUAUUCAAAAUUCAAAAAUUUUUGGAAUAACUACUAAAACUGGUAUUGUGUAUGUUGCUAAUACAUCAAUGCUUCAAAAUGCACCAGAUAAAAUACCGUUAAUAAUUCAAUGGAGCUUUUCAAAUCAAAAGAAAAUUUUAUCAACAGAAAUUAUAAUAAACAUUAUAAAUACUACAAAUGAUACUUGUUCAUUGGAUGUGUCUGAACAGCAUACUUGUGCAAAUGUAGUCACAAAAAAAUCAUGUGAAACGCGUUGUGGUAUUGGCAGUGGUGUAUUCAGUAAAAAUAAUAUUACACUAAAUUGUGCAUGGAGAGGAAAAAAUAUAACUUCAAAAGGACCAACAUCAAGAUAUGAAACUUGUUCACCAAAUUUAAAAUAUUGUCCUGAUUCAAUUUGCGAUGAAUUAGAAAAAUUGGAUCCAAGAAUUUGUCCCCAAGAUUGCACAACAAUGGAACCGUCAUUUGGUCAAUUAAAAAAAGAUAAAAUUGGAUUAAAAGAUGGAUUUGAAAUAUGCCGUUGUGAUGAUGAAGCUUAUUGCAGUUGUGGACCUCUUUCAUUGCAUGCAAUUGACAAUAGUAAUGAGAUAAUUGAUUCGAAAUAUUCAUCGAAAAAUAAUCUUAUUAAUAACAACAAUAGCAACAAAGGAAACAGGAGAGACGAUCGUAAUAAAGGUUCAAACGAAUUUCAAUCGAUUCCCAUUAAACAUGCACACAUAGUUUCCGCAAUACCAAGUGGUGAAUGUGGAAGUAGUUGUAUUAUUGGUAUUGUUUGUACGAGUUUGUUUACCGUGUGUGUUGUUGGAAGCUUUGUAACAUGGAAAUAUCGAAAUAGUAGCAAAACUAGACGAGAAUUUAAACGUCAAACAGAUGAUAUAAAUAAUACACUUGGUAUUCUUCCACUUGAUUAUCUUGAGCGUAAUGAUAACGAGAGAGAUGAUGAUACUGGUGCUGCUGAUCAUCAUAGGAUUAUUGGAUUAGAGUCAUUUAUAAAUGGAAAUAUAAAUAUAUUAUUACCAAAUAAAUACUUGACACCUGAUUCAAAAUGGGAAUUUCCAAGAUCUCAAUUGACAAUUGAACAAGUACUUGGUGAAGGAGAAUUUGGCAGGGUACUCAAAGCAAAAGCAAUUGAUAUAUGUGAUUGGCCUGGUGCAACAACUGUUGCUGUUAAAACAUUAAAAGAAGAUGCAAGUAAUUCAGAACUUGCUGAUUUAUUAUCUGAAUAUCAAUUGUUAAAACAAGUACAACAUCCAAAUGUCAUUAAACUUUUUGGGGCGUGUACAAUGCCAGGUGGACCAGUUUAUCUUAUUAUUGAAUUUGCGGAAUUUGGCUCUCUAAGAAAUUAUUUACGUCAAACUCGUCAUCUUGAUGGUAUAGAGACAUCAGUAUUGUCACACAAAAUAUUGCUUGAUGAUAAUCAAGCAGCAUACCAAGAUGUCAUGUUGAAUAAUAAAAUAAAUUCACAUGAUAUUUUAUCAUUUGCCUGGCAAAUAAGCAAGGGAAUGUCUUACCUAACAGACAUCAAACUUGUUCAUCGUGAUUUGGCUGCACGAAAUGUAUUACUUGCUAAAUGUGGAAGCGAUAAAGUUUGUAAAAUAUCAGAUUUUGGAUUGACUCGUGAUAUUUAUGAGGAUGAUGCAUAUUUAAAAAGAAGCAAAGGCAGAGUACCAGUAAAAUGGAUGGCACCAGAAUCACUUGCAGAUCAUAUAUACACAAGUAAAUCUGAUGUUUGGAGUUUUGGUGUUUUGCUAUGGGAAUUGGUUACUCUUGGAGCAUCACCAUAUCCAGGUGUUGAUGUACAUAAUCUCUAUAGUCUUCUUAAAAAUGGAUAUCGAAUGGAAAAACCACACAAUUGUUCACACCAAUUAUAUAAAAUAAUGGUUUCGUGCUGGCACGAUGAACCAUAUAUGAGACCAUCAUUUAAACACCUCAUUAGUCAAUGGGAACAUAUGCUAGAAGAUGACAUUGAAUAUCUUGAUCUCAAUCCAACAACUGUUGAUAAUCAAGCAUAUUUUUCAUCACUUUAUGCUCUUGACAGUCCAAUUAGUUCAAGUAAUGAAACAAGUGAUAGUGGCAUACAAAAUAAUAUUCAAAAUAAAUCAGUCAAUUAUCAUGAUGAAUCAACUGGUGAUUGCAUUAAAAAAUGUGAAAAAAUAGAUAAACUACAAGGCUUAUGGCAAGAAGCAUCAUCAUCAUUAUUUAAUCCAUUAGAAAAUAAUCAAUUGUCAAUAAAAAAUAAGACUGCAAUUUAUAUUAAUGAACAAUUAGAUAGUAAUAGUAAUUUAAAUGAUAAUUAUUAUGAAAAACCAAUUGGAGUUAGAAGAGUAAGCAUUAUUAGCACUAAUGAAAAUAAUAAAUCAACAAUUAUGACAAUUAAUGAUAGUAAUAAUGAUGAUGAUGAUGAUGAAAAUAAUCAAUCUCAGUCAUAUAUUGAUAUGGAAAAAAAUAAAAAAUUCAAUGAACAAGCUGAUUUAUUAUUACUAUUAAAUAAAAUUGAUAACACUAGUGAUAAUUAAUUGAAUAAUUAAUUUUUUAAAUACAAUGUACUUUAAUGUGUAAUUUAAAAUUUUAUAUUAUUUAUUAACUAUUAUUAAUAUUAUUACAAAUUAAGCGCAGUA